Messenger RNA from Darwinula stevensoni, 984 nucleotides. The record is from the annotation of a GenBank genome assembly. NCBI's taxonomy places the organism in Eukaryota, Metazoa, Arthropoda, Ostracoda, Podocopida, Darwinulidae.
AUGCGGUGGAGAUCGGGCGACGACGACCCACUUCGACGGCGCCGUCUCGAAAGUCUCGGACGUCCUCGCCCGGAACGGACCCACGCCCGAGGACGCAGACGGCAGGUGGAGCCGGUCCUCGGGGACGUCGGGACGGCCCGAAGGCGGGAGGAGGAAGCAGACGCCGCAGAGCGGAGGCGAUUGGUUCUCGUCGGGGAGUUCCGGGAGAUCCUCCGCUUCUAUUGUGUCCAGUAUGGGAAGGCACGUUCGCACGUCUUUGUCCAAGGAUCGAGGCUCCAUCGGCCGAUGUCGGCCACGAGUCGAAACGAGGAGGAGAUGAUCGCCAAGACCAGACAGAAGUUGCCGAAGGUGACGGACCCGGUGGAGAAACUGCGGCUGCUGUGCCUCCAACGAGGCUCGUCCGGCAUCCUUGCCUUCGGCAAGGUGUUUCGGCGGAUGGACGACGACGGGAGUAGAUCCCUGAGUUUCGAGGAAUUCUGUCAGGGGCUCGGCGACACGGGACUCCAUCUGACGUACGAGGAAGCCCAAGACGUUUUCCGCCAAUUCGACAGGGAAGGCUCGGGAUGCAUCAGCUUCGACGAAUUCCUCAUCAGCGUCCGCCCGCCCAUGAACGCCAGCCGGAGGAAACUGGUGGCGAUGGCCUUCCACAAGAUGGACGCGACCGGUGACGGGGUCAUCGCUCUCGAGGAUCUCCGACGGACGUACAACGUGAGGAGCGAUCCGAAGUACAUCAGCGGCGAGGACACUGCAGACGUGGUCCUUCACAAGAUCAUUACCAAGUUCGAAAAAAACGGCUCUGUCGAUGGCAAGGUGACGAGAGACGAGUUCUUCGACUACUACAGUGGAGUGAGUGCCUCGAUCGACAACGAUGCCUAUUUCGACCUCAUGAUGAGGACUGCCUACAAAUUGUAGUUCUUGCACCGAAUGGAAUGCUUUUAUAUCCUCGUGACAAAAAAAUCUGCAAACCUCCACCACACUUUGUUG